AUGGCUCCCGCCGUCGGUAUCGAUCUGGGUACCACGUACUCGUGCGUGGGUAUCUUCCGCGAAGAUCGCUGCGACAUCAUUGCCAAUGACCAGGGCAACCGAACCACUCCCUCCUUCGUUGCCUUCACCGACACAGAGCGCCUGAUUGGCGAUGCCGCCAAGAACCAGGUCGCCAUGAACCCCCACAACACCGUCUUCGACGCCAAGCGGUUGAUCGGCCGCAAGUUCAGCGACGCCGAGGUGCAGGCCGACAUGAAGCACUUUCCCUUCAAGAUCAUCGACAAGGGCGGCAAGCCCGUCAUCGAGGUCGAGUUCAAGGGCGAGCAGAAGACAUUUACCCCCGAGGAAAUCUCCUCCAUGGUCCUGACCAAGAUGCGCGAGACGGCCGAGAGCUACCUCGGUGGCACCGUCAACAACGCCGUCGUCACCGUCCCUGCCUACUUCAACGACAGCCAACGCCAGGCCACCAAGGAUGCCGGUCUCAUCGCCGGCCUCAAUGUCCUGCGUAUCAUCAACGAGCCUACUGCUGCUGCCAUUGCCUACGGCUUGGACAAGAAGGUUGAGGGCGAGCGCAACGUCCUCAUCUUCGACUUGGGCGGUGGCACCUUCGAUGUCUCCCUCCUGACCAUCGAGGAGGGCAUCUUCGAGGUCAAGUCCACGGCUGGUGACACCCACUUGGGUGGUGAGGACUUUGACAACCGCCUUGUCAACCACUUCUGCAACGAGUUCAAGCGCAAGCACAAGAAGGAUCUCUCCACCAAUGCCCGUGCUCUGCGUCGUCUGCGAACUGCUUGCGAGCGUGCCAAGCGUACCCUCUCCUCGUCUGCCCAGACCUCGAUUGAGAUUGACUCUCUGUUCGAGGGUAUCGACUUCUACACCUCCAUCACCCGGGCCCGCUUCGAGGAGCUCUGCCAGGAUCUCUUCCGCUCCACCAUCCAGCCCGUCGACCGCGUCCUUGCCGAUGCCAAGAUCGACAAGAGCCUGGUCCACGAGAUCGUCCUCGUCGGAGGCUCCACCCGCAUUCCCCGCAUCCAGAAGCUUAUCACCGACUACUUCAACGGCAAGGAGCCCAACAAGUCCAUCAACCCCGAUGAGGCUGUUGCCUACGGUGCUGCCGUUCAGGCUGCCAUCCUGUCUGGUGACACCUCGUCCAAGUCCACCAACGAGAUCCUGCUGCUCGACGUUGCACCUCUCUCGCUCGGCAUUGAGACCGCUGGUGGCAUGAUGACCAAGCUCAUUCCCCGCAACACCACCAUCCCCACCAAGAAGUCCGAGGUCUUCUCUACCUUCUCCGACAACCAGCCUGGUGUGCUCAUCCAGGUCUAUGAGGGUGAGCGUCAGCGCACCAAGGACAACAACCUGCUCGGCAAGUUCGAGCUCACCGGCAUCCCCCCUGCGCCUCGCGGUGUCCCGCAAAUUGAGGUCACCUUCGACCUGGACGCCAACGGCAUCAUGAACGUCUCUGCCGUCGAGAAGGGCACUGGCAAGUCCAACAAGAUUGUCAUUACCAACGACAAGGGCCGUCUGUCCAAGGAGGACAUUGAGCGCAUGCUGGCUGAUGCCGAGAAGUACAAGGAGGAGGAUGAGGCAGAGGGCCGUCGCGUUGCUGCCAAGAACGGUCUGGAGUCGUACGCCUACUCUCUGCGCAACACUCUGUCCGACCCCAAGGUCGAUGAGAAGAUCGAGGCCGGCGACAAGGAAACCCUUAAGACCGAGAUCGACAAGGUCGUUGCCUGGCUCGACGACAGCCAGCAGGCCACUCGUGAGGAGUACGAGGAGCACCAGAAGGAGCUGGAGGCCAUUGCCAACCCCAUCAUGAUGAAAUUCUACGGCUCUGGCGGCGAGGGUGCUGGCAUGCCCGGCGGCGCCCCUGGCGGCUUCCCCGGUGCCGGCGGCCCUGCCCCCGGAGCUGGCGGCGACGACGGUCCCACGGUCGAGGAGGUCGACUAA
Hirsutella rhossiliensis is the source of this 1950-nucleotide messenger RNA. Its product is annotated as hsp70 protein. NCBI's taxonomy places the organism in Eukaryota, Fungi, Ascomycota, Sordariomycetes, Hypocreales, Ophiocordycipitaceae. Gene Ontology annotation, cellular component: cytoplasm; plasma membrane; cytosol. Gene Ontology annotation, molecular function: ATP binding; ATP hydrolysis activity; ATP-dependent protein folding chaperone. The transcript has a single exon. The coding region runs from base 1 to 1950 and encodes 649 amino acids. The record is from RefSeq and is a predicted model, not a curated record. Gene Ontology annotation, biological process: vesicle-mediated transport; cellular response to unfolded protein; protein refolding.